This is a messenger RNA of Sesamum indicum (sesame), 1145 nucleotides long. RefSeq names its product putative methyltransferase TCM_000336. The record is from RefSeq and is a predicted model, not a curated record. Gene Ontology annotation, molecular function: methyltransferase activity. NCBI's taxonomy places the organism in Eukaryota, Viridiplantae, Streptophyta, Magnoliopsida, Lamiales, Pedaliaceae.
UAAGCCUGUCUCCAAAACUUGCAUUCCGCCAGGCGCCAUGGAUGUAGAGAAAGUCUUCCACAUGAAGGGUGGGACUGGAGAGACUAGCUAUUUCAACAAUUCUUCACUUCAGAAAAGUGUGGCGGAAAAGAUGAAGGACAUAACCCUGGAAGCCAUAAAACAAAUGUACGUUACUCUAAGGCCAAAAAGCUUAGGCAUAGCCGACCUCGGCUGUUCAUCUGGAUCGAACGCUCUGCUGUACAUUAAACGACUCGUGGGUGCCGUCGAGAAGGCCACUCAGAGUGUUGAGCAAGCUGCACCGGAGUUCCGUGUGUGCCUGAACGAUCUUCCAACCAAUGAUUUCAGCACAGUUUUCCAGGCAUUGCCGGAUUUGUACCAGGAGUUGAAGAAAGGAAGGAACAUUGAUGAGGCUCCGUCAGUUUAUGUAGCUGCUUAUCCAGGCAGUUUUUACGGCAGACUUUUCCCGGAGAAUAGCCUUCACUUCGUGUAUUCCUUCAGCAGUCUGCAUUGGCUGUCCAGGGUUCCUCCAGGAAUUUACGACAAGCAAGGCGUGUCGUUAAACAGAAAAAGCAUUUACAUAACGAAAAACAGCCCGGCACAGGUAUGCGAAGCGUACGCCCAACAGUUCCGACAGGACUUCUCACUGUUCCUCAACUGUCGGUCCCAAGAAGUUGUGAGGGGAGGAGGAAUGGUGCUGUUGUUGACGGGAAGAAGCAGUCCAGACUUUUACUGCAAGGACAACAUAUUUCCUUGGGAACUUCUUUAUCAAUCUUUCAGCAUCCUCGUUGCUCAGGGUAAAGUUGAGGAGGAAAAGGUGGAUUCUUACGAUGUUCACUAUUACGGUCCAUCCAGAGAAGAAAUAGAAGAUGAAGUAAGAAAGGAGGGUUCUUUCAAAUUGGACCGUGGGGAGGUGCUCAAAAAGGAGACGGAUUGUACCAGCUCCGGUGUGGCCGUCGCCAAAACAGUGAGAGCAGUCCAAGAAUCCAUGCUCUCCAACCACUUUGGAGAGGCAAUAUUGGACGAGUUGUUUGACGAAUACGGGAGAUUGCUGGAUCAAGAGAUGGCCAAAGAAGCUGUCACGUUCAUUGACAUUGCUCUUAUUCUUACCAAAUUAUGAUAAUGUAGUAAGAAAUCAGAUGGCAGGA